Phoenix dactylifera (date palm) is the source of this 1832-nucleotide messenger RNA. RefSeq names its product protein TRIGALACTOSYLDIACYLGLYCEROL 2, chloroplastic-like. The record is from RefSeq and is a predicted model, not a curated record. Gene Ontology annotation, cellular component: chloroplast inner membrane. NCBI's taxonomy places the organism in Eukaryota, Viridiplantae, Streptophyta, Magnoliopsida, Arecales, Arecaceae. Gene Ontology annotation, molecular function: phospholipid binding; lipid carrier activity.
UAGCGCGUUGUUCCUCCCUGAAGGAGAGCGGGCCAUCAGCGCCGUCAUUGGGCAGAUGGAAGGAGAAACGAGCCAAAGAGAGGCGUAAGAGCUGCAAAAAAGAACUUCCUUUUUUCUAUCUCCUUCAAUCGCCUAUCUUUUCAAUCUAAGUUCAGAUCAGAAAGCCCAUAUCCAGAGCGAAAAUUUCUGUACUGGAAAGAUGGCCGGCAGUCCGUGGAUUCAGCCCGUCACUUGUAGAUCUUUAAUUACCUUCCCUUCGAUUUGCCCUGUUCAUAAUUCUCAGAAUUUUAUCCCUCGUCUUCCCUCCAAACCUUCGAAGAAGAAGCUUUAUCAAGCAAGGGCAAGUUCUGCAAGUGCGGGUCAGAAUCCAUCAUCUUCUCCGAAGGGAAAGAACCCAUUGGCACUUGUACUCGAAGUUCCGGGGACCAUCUGGAAGCGAACUUUGCAACCACUUAGUGAUUUCGGGUCUGGUCGAAGUAGCAUCUGGGAGGGUGGAGUCGGGCUGUUUAUGGUUUCUGGGGCAGCUCUUCUUGCCCUCGCACUUGUGUGGUUGAGGGGGUUCAAUUUGAGGUCACGGUUCAGGAAAUAUCAGGCGGUGUUUGAAUUCUCCCAAGCUUGUGGAAUUUGCGUGGGAACACCAGUCAGGAUACGAGGGGUGACCGUCGGAAGUGUGGUCCAAGUUAAUUCAUCUUUGAAAAGUAUUGAUGCAACUGUUGAGGUUGAGGAUGACAAAAUUAUUAUACCUCAAAAUUCUUUGGUUGAGGUUAAUCAGUCUGGCCUUCUUAUGGAGACAUUGAUUGAUAUUACACCACGAGAUCCACUUCCUACACCAUCUGCAGGCCCCCUUGAUCCAGAUUGUGCCAAAGAGGGUCUUAUUGUUUGUGAUAAAGAGAGGAUAAGAGGAAAACAGGGGGUAAGCUUGGAUGAAUUGGUUGGAAUAUUUACCCGUCUUGGACGAGAAAUGGAAGAAAUCGGCAUUUCUAAAAGCUACAGAUUGGCAGAAAAGGUUGCAUCUGUUGUAGAAGAAGCACAACCCCUCCUUGCAGAGAUUGAAGCCCUGGCUGAAAAUAUACAGCCAUUGCUUGCUGAGGUUCGUGACAGUGGUUUGCUGAAGGAUGUGGAGAGUUUAACCAAAAGCCUGGCUGAUGCAACUGAGGAUUUGAGGAAGGUGCAGUCUGCCCUUUUAACUCCUGAGAAUGCUGAACUUAUCAGGCAGUCUACUUUCACACUUCUAUCUACACUGAAAAAUAUUGAGAGUGUAAGUUCUGACGUCUCAGGCUUCACGGGUGAUGAAGCUACAAGACAGAAUCUGAAGUUGCUAAUAAAGUCUCUUAGCAGGAUUUUAUGAAGAUUUCUGAAGCCUGACUGUUACCAAUACCAGCUAGACUCCUAUGUUAAACUUUUGACAGCAGAAGGUUACAUAUGGGAGGGGAAGUGGGAAGAGACAUCACGCAUGUCUACAAUUCUUAGGUCUGAAGUUUGAAAGAGAACUUGACCCAAUCUCUCUCUAAAAGAAACAUGAAGUUAUGAUAGGAACUUUUUUUCUUCAUUUCCCCCCUUUGUACCUCUAGAGUUUCCUUCAGUGCAACUGCUUUCAGGUCUCAUGCCGUGAUACGUGCAUGAGGCAGUUGGAGAUUUUUUUCGAAAAUUUUAUCAUGGAACAUUGUAGGAGUUGUCAAUCUUUGUGAGCAUGACUUUCUUUGAGUAGUCAUGUUUUCCAUCAAAAAAAGACUUUGGACUAGUCAUGUAUAAUUUUCUUUUCUGUCAUACUUGACCAUUUGGUAUUGUGAAUUGGCAUGUAUGAAGUUACCAUACCAAGCUUGCUGAUUUAA